UUUCUCUAAAGGAUGCAUGGAAUUAUUGAACUAAUUUUGAACAGUGCUUUAUUAUGGAUAUCUUUACAAGUUACUUGGAGUAUCUUGAUAAGUGUUUUUUAUAACUUUUGCAUACCAUGGAUUGUUUGGGGUUCUCUCAUUAUCGCAGUUGGACUAAAAAUAGCCAGGAUUCCACCACCAAAUUUAAGCAUUGUGCAAGAAGUGCUUGGUGUAAAUCCUCUUUCAUUGAAAAAAGAUAAUACCAUGUCCAAAGAUCAUGGUAAUGGAGAACAAUAUUGCAUGCGAGUGGUGGCUCAUCGUGGUGGAGGAUAUGAUUUUCCUGAGAACAGCUUAACAGCCUUUCGUAAUAGCAAAGAAAGAGGAUGUACUGCUGUUGAACUUGAUUUAUGUCUUACAAAAGAUAAUGUGCCCAUAAUAUUUCAUGAUUUAACAAUUGAUAGAGUUACUGGAAAAACUGGUAAUGUUAAGGAUAUGACUUGGGAUCAGUUAAAACAAUUAGAUAUUGCCCAUAAUCAUCCACUUAAAGAUAAAUUUAUUGAAGGUGAAAAAAUUCCAUUACUUUGUGAGGCUGUAGAAACAUGUUUAUCAAAUGAACAAAGAAUAAUUAUUGAUAUAAAAGAAUCAAGAAUGGAGAUUGUGCAAGUAAUUUUAGAUACAUAUAAAAAGUAUCCAAAGUUGUAUCAAAGAGCAAUUGUAUCCAGUUUUAAUCCUAUUAUUGUAUAUAUGAUUAGAAGAAAGGAACCUCGAAUUGUAGCAGGUCUUGCAUGGAGACCACAUUAUUUUUCAAGAGUGUCAUAUUCGGGUUCAGAUGGUCCAGGUCCGACAAAAUAUAACAAUCCAUUUAAACAUAUAGCAGUUUGCUUAUUCGACCAUAUUUAUGCAUGGAUGUUCCACUGUUUUAUAUAUUAUAUUGUGGGUGUAUCUACUCUAUUAUUGCAUAAAGAUGUACUGAAUCAGUAUAUUAUAAGAAAAUGGUAUAAUCGUGAUAUUCGUAUAAUGGCAUGGACGGUGAACCUACCAUCAGAGAAAUUACAUUUUUCCCGGCUAUUUAAAGUUACAUAUUUGACGGAUACAUUGUUAGUUGAAAAAGAUAUGUAAUAAUAUAUCAUAUAUUCUAUAUGUCCUAAAUGACCAUAUUUUAUACUACUGACAUAUUAUCACUACAUUAAAUAAUAAUCUAGUCUAUUCAUCAAAAUGAUGAAUCUUAUUUAUAUCUUAUUUGUAAGAAAUUUAAUGUUUAUUUUGUUAAGUAAAUUAGGAAAAAGAAAAAAACAAACGAAAUUUUCU
Messenger RNA from Bombus pyrosoma, 1287 nucleotides. Its product is annotated as glycerophosphodiester phosphodiesterase 1. Gene Ontology annotation, biological process: lipid metabolic process. Bases 13 to 1098 code for a protein of 361 amino acids. Gene Ontology annotation, molecular function: phosphoric diester hydrolase activity. The transcript is spliced from 5 exons. The record is from RefSeq and is a predicted model, not a curated record. NCBI's taxonomy places the organism in Eukaryota, Metazoa, Arthropoda, Insecta, Hymenoptera, Apidae.